This is a messenger RNA of Propithecus coquereli (Coquerel's sifaka), 1207 nucleotides long. RefSeq names its product myeloid cell surface antigen CD33-like. Gene Ontology annotation, molecular function: sialic acid binding. The record is from RefSeq and is a predicted model, not a curated record. Lineage: Eukaryota; Metazoa; Chordata; Mammalia; Primates; Indriidae. Gene Ontology annotation, cellular component: plasma membrane. Gene Ontology annotation, biological process: cell adhesion.
AUGGCCCAGGUCCCAGGAGUGGAGGUGGGUGGUGACGGUCGAUCUCCAAGGGCUGCCCAGGCCCUGACAGUGUCAGGGUGUGAAGUUCCUCCUCUGAGGAGGGUCACGGCUCUGACCUCGCCCCCGUCUUCCUGUGGGGCCUCCUCCAAGUCCUGCAGCUCUCAGUUCCCGAGAGAAGAACGUCGAGGAACAGCCUUUCCCCAGCGGGCCCUGGGACCUGCGCCCGGACAUGCUGCUGCUGCUGCUGGCCCUGCUCUGGGGGAGGGCGGGGGUGCAGGGACAGGGAGGGUACGGGGAAGGUUACACGCUGCGAGUGCAGAGUGUGGUGACGGUGCAGGAGGGGCUGUGCGUCCACGUGCCCUGCUCCUUCUCCUACCCCCGGGACGGCUGGAACCACUCUGACCCUGUUCAUGGCUGCUGGUUCCGGGAAGGGCCCAAAUCACACCAGGAGGCUCCGUGGCCACAAACGACCCAGCUAGGAAAGUGCAGGGGGAGACCCAGGGCCGAUUCCACCUCCUCGGGGAUCCCGGGAGGAACAACUGCUCCCUGAGCAUCAGAGACGCCACAAGGAGGGACCAGCAGUUAUACUUUUCUCGGGUGGAGCGAGGAACAGUGAAAUGGAACUAUGUUCACCACAAGCUCUUUGUACACGUGACAGGGACCUCCACGCUGCCACAUCUUUCUGUCCCAGGUGCUCCACAGAACCUGGCCGUCAGCAUCUUCCAAGGAAACUGCACAGCCCUCAGGGCCCUGCAAAACACCUCGUCCCUCCCCGUCCUGGAGGGCCAGGCUCUGCGGCUGCUCUGUGCUGCUGACGGCAACCCCCCUGCUCACCUGAGCUGGUUCCAGGGGUCCCCAGCCCUGAACGCCACCCCCAUCUCCAGCACUGGGAUCCUGGAGCUGCCCCGAGGGGUGUCUGCAGAAGGAGGAGAAUUCACCUGCCCGGCCCAGCACCCCCUGGGCUCCCGGCUCCUCUCUCUGAGCCUCUCUGUGCACUGGAAGCCAGAGCCUGGGGGAGGAUUCGCGCUGGGGGCCGUGGUGGGGGCUGGUGUCACUGCCCUGCUGUCUCUCUGCUGCUGCCUGGCCUUCCUCAGGGCGAAGACCUGCAGGAAGGACGCACCUUCCGCCCUGGGUCCCGUCUCCCAGGAUGCCAGAGAGAUCUCCUCAAAAUAAUCAUUGUCUACUUGAAAGCUCGGGGGUCCCCGAG